AUGCAUGAACACACCUACGAAGCCCCCUUCUUCAACUCGCCCUAUUCAAUUUACCGCGGCCCUCCAUCGCCCGAAGUCGACGCCGCCUGGGAAGCAAUCGAGUACCCAGCGCAGAUGCAUUUCUCACGUGAAGAAAUCAUCAAGCUAGGCAAGGACCCAGAAGCCGCCGCAAAGCUGCCCGAAGAAUGGGGCUACGGCGCCGACCGCUACUUCGGCGUCCUCGACGGGCAGCACCUGAUACACUGCGUCAACCUCCUGCGCCAGUGGUCCCACUUCGACUACUACUUCCCAAAGUACACGCCGCAGUCUCAAGCACCACCGCUUGCGUCCGCACAUAAAGAUCACUGCGUCGCAGUUCUGCUGGAGCACUUGACGUGCCAGCCUAGUCUGAAUGUUUUUACGUACUACUGGAUGGAAGGACAGCCGGACCCCUAUCCCAACUUUGAGAUCAACAGAAAGUGCCAGAAUCACAGGGACUUGCUGGAGUGGCAGAGGGAGAGGGAGGUUGCGCCGGAGUUUAGGGAGUUGAGUUUCGAGAGGCCAGAGGGGGCAAAGGUUAGGCCCGCGGAUCCGCGAUUGGCGAUGGUCGAGGGGUGGGUGUGGAAUGGGUCUGCGCCGAUAUAG
Molecule: messenger RNA, 624 nt
Organism: Paraphaeosphaeria sporulosa
Lineage: Eukaryota; Fungi; Ascomycota; Dothideomycetes; Pleosporales; Didymosphaeriaceae
Exons: 2
Coding region: 1-624 (207 amino acids)
Biological process (GO): mycotoxin biosynthetic process
Source: RefSeq, a predicted model, not a curated record